CAUUGCGGUUUUAGUUCGUUUCGUUUCUUCUUCAAUCAGUCGUAAGAAUCAGCACAAGUACAAUUUGACUGACAAGAAGUCUCCAACACCAUUUCGGGCAAACUUGGCGCGCGUGAGCACAGGCGUGAAAAGAAGACGAAGUGACAAAGCCGUUCAACAGCGGAUACUACUGUUCGUGCAACGCCGUUCCGUGAGCAAGGCGUCGCCGUGAAAGUGGCGUUGUCGCGUGCGUCGUCUGCAAGACGAAGAUCACCAUGGCCUGGCUCCGGAAACCGAUUCGCGGUGUCCUGAUGGACAUCACCGGUGUGCUGUACGAGAGCGGCGACCGGAAAGGCAUCGAAGGGUCAGCCGAAGCCCUCAAAAUGCUUCGCUCGGCCGACAUACCGUUCCGCUUCAUCACAAACGAGACGCAGAAGACGAAGGAGCAACUGGACUCUGUCCUGCACCGGCUGGGCUUCGACAUCUACGAGAAGGAGAUCUUCAUGUGCGUGCCGGCUGCCAAGAAGUUCAUCCACGACCUUAACUACAGGCCGUUCCUUCUCGUCCAUCCCAGUGUCGAGGGCGAGUUCGCCGAGUGUGACAAGAGCCAGCCCAACUGUGUCGUCGUGGGUGAUGCAGGGAGCAGCUUCUCGUACGAGAACCUGAACCAAGCGUUCCAUGUUCUCAUCGACAAUAAUGAUUCGGUCCUCAUCACCCUUGGCAAAGGAAAGUAUUACAAGGAGCACGGCAAAAUGGUCAUGGACGUUGGCGCCUUCACAACUGCUCUCGAGUAUGCUACUGACCGACAGGCCAUCGUGAUUGGCAAGCCUGGCGAAGAGUUCUUCCGUCUGGCACUGGAAGACAUGAAACUGCGACCAGAAGACGUCGUUAUGAUUGGCGACGACAUUGUCUGCGAUGUUGGUGGUGCCCAGAGUGCCGGGAUGCGCGGCGUACUUGUACGCACUGGGAAGUUCCGGCCUUCUGACGAGCGCCACCCCAGCGUAAAACCAGAUGCCAUCGUUCAGAACCUGAUGGACGCCGUCCGGCGGAUUGUCUCGACAGAUCGGCCAUACAAGCCAAUUCUUCCGCAGUGACUCUCUGAACAUGCACUGGCUGCAUGACGUCUCCGCGAUACCAUGCCUAACUGUGCAAUGAUUAUUAAAGGCGCGAGCAUAUCAACACGCACAA
Molecule: messenger RNA, 1167 nt
Organism: Dermacentor silvarum
Lineage: Eukaryota; Metazoa; Arthropoda; Arachnida; Ixodida; Ixodidae
Product: phospholysine phosphohistidine inorganic pyrophosphate phosphatase
Exons: 6
Coding region: 255-1073 (272 amino acids)
Biological process (GO): dephosphorylation
Cellular component (GO): cytosol
Molecular function (GO): phosphatase activity; inorganic diphosphate phosphatase activity
Source: RefSeq, a predicted model, not a curated record